ACGGUUCGCGACUUUGACUGGAUUCGCGUCGCGCCCGCUACAUCUAUCCUCUUGCGAGCUCCUCGUGCGAGCUCACCGGAGCUAUCCCAGCAUCCAGAGCGCUGAUAGGAACGAGCGGAUGCAACAAAAUGGCAUAGAUGAAGUCGCUACAAGGACGGUCGGCGGCGCAGCGUCAGAGCAAUGCCGCACUCGGGCGGCCCGUCGAGUCAAGAGUCGACCGUAUGGCUCAGACGCUCCUCUCACACCGUCAGCCUUGCUUUUAUCUUCUCUCUCUGUUCUCUCUUCCAUCAGCUUCAAAGCAAUGGCCAUCGAUAUGGACCCACCGCCAACUUCCGGGGGCUCAAUCUCUGCCGUCGUAGACCUCGACUCGCUUUGUCCCAUCUACGACGACCUCAUCAUCUGGUCCUGCUUCGUCGUAUUGUAGACGGGCGUCUGCUUCUGGGAGGGGAGACAUGCGGUACAAGCAACCAGGCCUCGAGCUGAAUCGCGUCUGCUGCUCUCACCAACCAGUACGUCAACACCGUCCAUACGCACUGGCCCCUGAUCGCGGGCAAAGAGAAGCGCAAGAUGUCGGGUAUCUGCUUUCUCGCUGCUCGAAU
Molecule: messenger RNA, 599 nt
Organism: Jaminaea rosea
Lineage: Eukaryota; Fungi; Basidiomycota; Exobasidiomycetes; Microstromatales
Exons: 1
Coding region: 119-424 (101 amino acids)
Source: RefSeq, a predicted model, not a curated record